AUGCAAUUCGCCGUCGCCGCUGUUGCCCUCGCCGCUGGCGUCUCGGCCACCUACCCUGCUGCCGCCGGUAACGCCACUGAGGCCGUCUCGUGGACGACCGUCGUUACCACCGCGUUCGAGACCUACUGCCCGGGCCAGACCACCAUCACCUACGGCACCCAGACCUACACCGCCACCGAGGCCACAACCCUAACCAUCACCAACUGCCCGGGUGGCUGCACCGUCAGCGUGCCCGUCUACACCACCUCGUCCGUUAUCUGCUCCACCUGCUCGGCUGCCGAGACCACCACCGCUGAGACCUCCGCUGAGACCUCGGCCUACCCCACCACUUCUGAGGUCGCCUACCCCACCACCUCCGAGGCCACCACCGCGGUCCCCUACCCUACGAUCUCCGCCAACGGCACUCUCCCGGUCCCUGUCAGCGUUUCUACCUCUACUGGCGGUCUGAUCCCUACCACCAGUGCCGCUGGCUACCCCUCCGGCUCCUCCACCCCCUCCACCUCGCCCAUCCCCACCGCUGGUGCCGGCAAGGUCGCCGCCCUCUCGGGUGCUGGCCUCGCUGGUGUCCUCGGUAUGGUCGCUUUCGCUCUAUAA
Messenger RNA from Anthostomella pinea, 594 nucleotides. The record is from the annotation of a GenBank genome assembly. Lineage: Eukaryota; Fungi; Ascomycota; Sordariomycetes; Xylariales; Xylariaceae.